AUGAACGAGGACGAGCUGGACCACGACGGCCCGACGAUCUACGACCUCCAACUCGAGGGCGCGCGCGACGACGAGGGCCGCGACGACAGGAGGCGCGUCGCGGACCUCGAGGCCGAGGUCGCCGCUUUACGAAAGCAGCUCGCGCGGGAGCGGGCGCUCCGCACGCGCUUCGAGGCGACAGUAGGGGAGGACGCGACGGGCGCGGAAGCGCCGGGCUUCUUCCAGCGCAUCCUGUGCCUGCCCGCGCCCGCGCCGCCGAAGGAGCCCGCGAAAUCCGACGCGCCGGCGCUGACGGCGGCGCAGGACUACGGGCUCCGCCGCGUCUGCCGCCUCGCCGUGAAGCCCUUCGUGCGCAGCGUGCGCGUCGUCGGCGCGCCGGCCGACGUCGCGGCCGUGCUGACCGCGUGCGCGGCCAAGGCCAAGGCGCCGCUCCUCGGCCGGGGCCGCGGCGCCAAAUCGCUCUACGAGGCCGUCGCCGCGCAGCUCGCCGCGGGCCACGAGGUCGUCGUCGUCGAGGGCGUCGACGCGGCGACGGCGGACAAGACGCCCGACGACCCGCGCUUCUCCGUGGGCAGCCGCGUGGAGAUCUCGAUCAAGGACGCGGAAUUGCAGAUCGCGGAGAUCCGCGCCGUCGCCGCGGCCGUCGCCGCGAAGAGCGCCGUCCUCGUCUUCUCGACGACGGACACCUUCGCCGACGACGCGCUGCUGGCCACGUUCAUGUCGCCCAUCGUCGUCGACGUCGACGACCGCGGCGGCGGCGGCGACGAGGACGAGGCCGGGGAGCCUGCGCGCCGCUUCCCAUAA
Aureococcus anophagefferens is the source of this 804-nucleotide messenger RNA. RefSeq lists its product as hypothetical. The coding region runs from base 1 to 804 and encodes 267 amino acids. The transcript has 2 exons. NCBI's taxonomy places the organism in Eukaryota, Pelagophyceae, Pelagomonadales, Pelagomonadaceae. The record is from RefSeq and is a predicted model, not a curated record.